UGAGGUCCAGGGUCAGCAAGCCAGGCCAUCCCAGGAGGGGCCCGGAGGCCAAGUAGUUUAGACUUCAACAAACUUCCCAUUCCCAAGAGAAGCAGACUGAGGCCGGUCCAGCAAACCCUAACCCCUUCCUAUAAUUAUUGUUCUGGAGCUGCAGCUGGCCACCGGAGGGGACUCUCAGGUGUCUGCCCAACUGGUUUCAGCCGGCCACCUGACACCCAGGUCAAAUAGCAGCAUCCCCCUCGGCCCUGUUGCAAAAACCUGUUACAUGCCUUCCCCGGCUUCAUACCCAGUACAGUCUGACGCGGGGCUUGAACUCACGAUCCUGAGGCCAAUACCUGAGCUGAGAUCGAGAGUCAGAUGCUCACCCGACUGAGCCACCCAGGUGCCCCAAGAUCAUUCUCUUUGGCGAGGGGCCAUCCUGUGUGCACAUUGUAAGGUGUUUAUCAGCAUUCCUGGCCUCUACCCACUAGAGACCAGCGGUACCCCAGCAUCCAGCUGUGAUGGCCAAAGUGUCUUCAGACAUUGUCAGAUUGUCUGUUGAGGGACAGGAUUGCCUUGGGUGACAACUGUUACCCUAAAACAUUACAGCAGUCUUCUGAGAUAUUACCUGGGUGUCCAGUAUGCACAAUGCCUUUUGGCCCUGUGGAGGCAGUGGAGAGCCAACGGCCAGCUGUGAUUCCUCCCAUCUGUCUGCCCACUUGCCCAGAUCAGUCACCCACCCACCCACUGACCCAGACACGGGUAUCUCUUCCAAAUCCGGGGCGGGACUGACCCUGUCUGGAUCUAUCUGGAGCAGAUAAACUGGCCAAGGACAACAUCUUAGUGGGAUGGUCGAGUUGGCUGACGGUGGGUGGGUGGGCGUGAGAGGAGCAGGACCAGAGUCUGGUGCGGCUUGUUGAGGCUGGAGGUCUUCCUGGAGGAAGAGGCUGCAGCUGCCAGUACAGCCCCAGGAGGGUGGGUUGAAUCCAGGGGGAGCAGAACGGCUGGCUCCCCAGGGCCGAUGGAGCCUGAGGAUUCCUGGGGCCGCGUGGGGCGUCAGGGUUGCUGGCUUAGGGACCCCUGUCCAAGCGUGGGAGCAGGUCCUGACGUGUGGGCUUUGAGGGUGCUGGUGCAAGAGGAGGGUGUUAAGGAGCGGGCCUGAGGGGGGAUCUGGGCACUAAGUGGAGCCAGGCAUGGGCAGAGGGGCAGGGAGUGUGGUGGUUUGGGGAUGCUGGGUGUUCAAGUCUUUGUGUCUCCAAUGUCUCUUUCGCUGUCUCUGUCUGCGUCUUUUUCUCCAUCUCUCCACCUGUCGGUCUCUCCAUCCCCGGCUCUGCGUCUUUCCCUUUCCGUCGCUCUCCACGCAUCCACGACUCUGUCUCUGGUUGUCUCCGUCUCUGGGGGCCUAGCCUCGGUCCCCGCCCAGAGGCCGGCGAGGCCGGGGGCGGGCCGGGGGCGGGCCUCGCGGCGCGGCCGGGCGGGGUUAAAGGGCCCGGCCGCCGGACGGCGCGGUCAGAACCGAGGUUGCGGUGCGGGCGGAUCUGGAUCCCGGAUCGAGAGGCCGAGGCCGAGACCCGCGAGGAUGCUGCCCGUCACGGAGCACCUGCUGUACCUCCUGGGACUGGAGAAGACCGCCUUCCGCUUGUAUGCGGUGUCUGCACUCGUCCUGUCCCUGCUCUUCUUCCUCUGCCGCCUGCUGAUACAGCUCCUGAGGUUCUCCUGGUGUUGCUACAUCACCUGCCGCCGGCUGAGCUGCUUCCCCCAGCCACCCCGGCGCAACUGGCUGCUGGGCCACCUGGGCAUGUAUCUUCCAAAUGAGACAGGCCUCCAAGAUGAGAAGAAGGUUCUGGACAACAUGCAUCAUGUGAUCCUGGUGUGGAUUGGCCCCAUUUUGCCGCUGUUGGUUCUGGUGCAUCCUGACUACAUCAAGCCCGUAGUGGGUGCCUCAGCUGCCAUUGCCCCCAAGGAUGACCUUUUCUACGGUUUCCUGAAACCUUGGCUGGGAGAUGGGCUGCUGCUUAGCAAAGGUGAGAAGUGGAGCCGGCACCGUCGCCUGCUGACCCCCGCCUUUCACUUCGACAUCCUGAAGCCCUACAUGAAGAUCUUCAACCAGUGCACUGACAUCAUGCAUGCUAAAUGGCGGCGCCUGGCGGAGGGCCCAGUGAUCUCCCUUGACAUGUUUGAGCACAUCAGCCUCAUGACCCUGGACAGUCUUCAGAAAUGUGUCUUCAGCCACAACAGCAACUGCCAGGAGAAGAUGAGCGAUUACAUCUCGGCCAUCAUCGAGCUGAGCGCACUCGUGGUCCAGCGCCAAUACCGUGUGCACCACCACAUUGACCUCAUCUACUACCUCACGGCAGACGGGCGGCGUUUCCGGCAGGCCUGUGACACCGUGCACCGCUUCACCACGGAGGUCAUCCAGGAGCGGAGGCGGGCGCUGCACCAGCAGGGGGCCGAGGCCUGGCUUAAGGGCAAACAGGGCAAGACCUUGGACUUCAUCGAUGUGCUGCUCCUGGCCAAGGAUGAAGACGGGAAGGAACUGUCAGAUGAGGACAUCCGAGCUGAGGCGGACACCUUUAUGUUUGAAGGUCAUGACACAACAUCCAGUGGCCUGUCGUGGGUGCUGUUCAACUUGGCCAAGUAUCCAGAGUACCAGGAGAAGUGCCGGGAAGAGGUCCAAGAGGUCAUGCAAGGCCGGGAGCUGGAGGAGCUGGAGUGGGACGACCUGACCCAGCUGCCUUUCACCACUAUGUGCAUCAAGGAGAGCCUACGCCAGUUCCCACCCGUGACCCUGGUCUCCCGCCGCUGCACGGAGGACAUCAAGCUUCCAGAUGGGCGCGUCAUCCCCAAAGGAAUUAUCUGCCUGGUCAGCAUCUACGGGACCCACCACAACCCCACAGUGUGGCCUGACUCCAAGGUGUACAACCCCUAUCGCUUUGACCCGGACAACCCACAGCAGCGCUCCCCACUGGCCUAUGUGCCCUUCUCUGCAGGACCCAGAAACUGCAUCGGACAGAGCUUUGCCAUGGCCGAGAUGCGCGUGGCCGUGGCGCUGACGCUGUUGCGUUUCCGCCUGAGUGUGGACCGAACGCGCAAGGUGCGGCGGAAGCCUGAGCUCAUCUUGCGCACGGAGAACGGCAUCUGGCUCAACGUGGAGCCACUGCCUCCGCGGGCCUGAUCCCCGAAGCUUCCCUGCGGAUCCCG
Acinonyx jubatus (cheetah) is the source of this 3180-nucleotide messenger RNA. RefSeq names its product ultra-long-chain fatty acid omega-hydroxylase. NCBI's taxonomy places the organism in Eukaryota, Metazoa, Chordata, Mammalia, Carnivora, Felidae. The record is from RefSeq and is a predicted model, not a curated record. Bases 1208 to 3154 code for a protein of 648 amino acids. Gene Ontology annotation, molecular function: monooxygenase activity; iron ion binding; heme binding. Gene Ontology annotation, biological process: ceramide biosynthetic process. Gene Ontology annotation, cellular component: endoplasmic reticulum membrane. The transcript is spliced from 16 exons.